This is a messenger RNA of Lotus japonicus, 806 nucleotides long. RefSeq names its product protein OXIDATIVE STRESS 3-like. The record is from RefSeq and is a predicted model, not a curated record. The transcript has 2 exons. Bases 187 to 699 code for a protein of 170 amino acids. NCBI's taxonomy places the organism in Eukaryota, Viridiplantae, Streptophyta, Magnoliopsida, Fabales, Fabaceae.
UAAUCUUCUAUAUAUGCCCACACAAUUAGUAUAUACUUUAUCCGUUACUGAUUAACUGAAACAUAUCAUGCAUGUAAUCAGAUUUGUAGGAUUUAUAUAUGAUAGAUAAGAUCCCUCAAGGAAGGCCUAUUCAUAGAGGGGAGAUUUUCUUCAUCUUCUCAUUUUUUUUCUCAAAUCUUCCUAGAAAUGAAUGCAAAGGGAAUCAUGGAUACUGGUAAAGGAGCUGGGAACGCCAAUUGGUUUGUUAAGGAUGAUGAUGCCUGUGAAUCAACAUCCAUUGAAUCUGUAUCAGAAGAUUCAAAGAACUCUGUGUGUUCAUCAUCUUCAUCAGAGUUGGCAGAUGAGGAGGAAUCCUCUUCAGCAUCUAAUUUGUCAACAUCCUCUUCAUCAUCACAUUCAAAUGGUCCUUUAUAUGAACUUUCAGAGCUCAUGAGCCAUCUCCCUUUAAAGAGAGGCUUGUCUAAGUUCUAUGAAGGGAAGGCUCAGUCAUUCAGUUCAUUAUCAAGGGUGCAGAGCCUAGAAGAUCUUUCUAAGAAAGACAGACCUACUAAUCACAGAAAGAAAAUGAAAUCAUGCAAUAGCCACAGAAUAUCCUACACUCCAAAGGCUACAAUAUCAAAGAAAUCUUCCAGAAGAGGACCAUUUGUAUCUGUACUAACUAAAAGAGGACCUUCCUUUGCUUUACACAGAAACUUUUGAAAUCCAACAUUUAAAAGUUUGCUUAUGUUUCAUGCACAAAAUGGGGAAAAUUUUGAAUCCCUCAGUUUGGAAAAAGUCAUUUUAACCAUUACAUAUUGAUUUUGCUA